GAGAAAACAGAAGUCCUCAGUGAAGAUCUUCUACAGAUUGAACGGCGUCUGGACACUGUGCGGUCAAUGUGCCACCAUUCGCAUAAGCGCUUGAUAGCAUGCUUCCAGGGUCAGCAUGGCACCGAUGUUGAGAGGAGACAUAAAAAGCUUCCUCUGACAGCACUUGCCCAGAACAUGCAGGAGGCUUCAGCCCAGCUAGAAGAGUCUCUCCUGGGGAAGAUGCUGGAGACCUGUGGGGAUGCUGAGAAUCAACUGGCCCUUGAGCUCUCACAGUACGAAGCCUUAGUCGAGAAGGAGAUAGUGGACCCUCUCUACGGCAUAGCAGAGGUUGAGAUUCCCAACAUCCAAAAGCAAAGGAAACAGCUUGCUAAACUGGUGUUGGACUGGGAUUCAGUCAGAGCGAGGUGGAACCAAGCACACAAGUCCUCAGGAACCAACUUUCAGGGGCUUCCAUCCAAAAUAGACACUCUAAAGGAAGAGAUGGACGAAGCUGGGAAUAAAGUUGAACAGUGCAAGGAUCAACUCGCCGCAGACAUGUACAACUUCAUGGCCAAAGAAGGGGAGUACGGCAAAUUCUUUGUGACGUUAUUAGAAGCCCAAGCAGAUUACCAUAGAAAAGCAUUAGCAGUCUUAGAAAAGGCCCUUCCCGAAAUGCGCGCCCAUCAAGGUCUCAGCAUAGCAUAUUUUCCCCUGUGGAAACCUCCAACCUGCUCUCAGAGUGACUGCAGCCAGACUCUCCACCCUGGCCGACAGACCUGUUCUACCCAACAACCCAACAAUUGUGAUAAGUGGGCAGAGAAACCAGCCUUUGGUACACCCCUGGAGGAACACCUGAAGAGGAGUGGGCGUGAGAUUGCUCUCCCCAUUGAGGCCUGCGUCAUGUUGUUGCUGGAGACUGGCAUGAAGGAGGAGGGCCUUUUUCGGAUUGGGGCUGGAGCCUCCAAAUUAAAGAAGUUGAAAGCUGCUUUAGAUUGCUCCACAUCUCAUCUGGAUGAAUUCUAUUCAGACCCCCAUGCUGUAGCAGGUGCUUUGAAGUCUUAUUUGCGGGAAUUGCCUGAGCCCUUGAUGACUUUCAGUCUGUAUGAAGAAUGGACACAAGUUGCAAGUGUGCAGGAUCAAGACAAAAAACUUCAAUAUUUAUGGACAACAUGUCAGAAGUUGCCACCACAAAAUUUUGUUAACUUUAGGUAUGUGUUUGCAUUUGCAUUUCUGUUGCUGUGUGAACUUCCUUGCAGAACACUGGCUGAAAUAGCAGCUGCCACAUCUGUCCACGUGGUUGCGGUGAUUGAACCUAUCAUCCAGCAUGCAGAUUGGUUCUUCCCUGGAGAGAUAGAAUUCAAUGUAUCAGAAGCAUUUGUUCCUCUUGCUACCCCAAAUUCUAAUCACACAUCCCACACUGGAAAUGACUCUGACUCGGGGACCCUGGAGAGGAAGCGACCUGUCAGCAUGGCGGUGAUGGAAGGGGAUUUGGUGAAAAAGGAGAGCUUUGGUGUGAAGCUUAUGGACUUCCAGGCCCACCGGCGGGGUGGCACUCUAAAUAGAAAGCACAUAUCCCCUGCUUUCCAGCCGCCACUCCCGCCCACAGAUGGCAACGCCUUGGCUCCAGCAGGCCCAGAGCUGCCUUCUCAGAGCUCUAGGGCUGACAGCAGCUCAGGGGGUGGGCCUAUCCCCUCUUCUGCAGGCAUAUUGGAGCAGGGGCUGAGCCCGGGUGACAGCAGUCCUCCAAAACCCAAAGACUCUGUGUGUGCAGCUGUCCCUGCACCAGGAAGAAACAACAACCAGGUGACCACAGGCCCAAGCCAGGCCCCAUCAGGUGGUAGCUCCCAUCAGCUCUCGGUGGGCACACCUCACAGUGCAGCUGGUCCCAGCCCUCAUACUCUGCGUCGAGCUGUGAAGAAACCUGCCCCGGCACCCCCAAAACCAGGAAACCUACCUCCUGGCCACCCAGGGGGUCAGAGCUCUCCAGGCACGGGCACAGGCACAUCCCCAAAGCCAAACACACGCAGCCCUUCGCCACCCCCGCAACAGGCCCCGGGCACGCGCCGCAGCUCCAGCAGCCUGCCCCCCAUCCAGGCGCCCAGCCACCCGCCACCGCAGCCCCCCACACAGCCCCGGCUGGGUGAGCAGGGGCCAGAGCCUGCCCCCACGCCACCUCAAACACCCACACCACCCAGCACCCCACCCUUGGCCAAGCAGAAUCCCUCGCAAAGCGAGAACACACAGCAGCAUGGAACCCUCCCAAGGCCGCGGCCGGUGCCCAAGCCCCGCAACCGACCUAGCGUGCCGCCACCCCCGCAUCCGCCUGGCGCCCACGCAGGGGAUAACAGCCUUGCACCGGCAGCGCCCACAGCCUCCAGAAUCGUCACUGAUGCCCUUCCCAGUGCCCUCACAGACACCAAUUCUAGGGUUUCAGAAUCACUUCGCAACAUCUUUCCUGAAAUGCAUUCAGACUUGGCAAGCAAAGAAGUGCCUGGCCACAUUCUGCUGGACAUAGACAAUGACACAGAAAGUACCGCAUUGUGAAGAAAGUCACUUGCCAGCCUUUGGCCCUCCAUCCUGGUGAGCAGAACUGGGUCAGGCAAGCCUCUGUCCCUGCAGACCACACAGUGAGAAGCUUUCAGUGGGAGAAGGAAGGUCUGACCACGCAGGACUAGACUCCCACGGCCCACAGAGAAGGGAAAGGGCCAGUCCUCAAAGCCGAAUGACCUGUGUCGUGAAGAAGUUGGCUUGCUUUAUCUAGGAUGAAAAUCAUGCCAAAAAUGAUAGAACAAGGAAACACCUACGGUGGAAAAAGUAUUACUGCUGAGAAAAGUGUGGGAAGUCUUUGCCCAUGCUGUUAACACAGACAGCAACUUGGAGUGACUAAGAGACUCACCUAUCUAUUUAAUAAAACACAUUAAUUAUGCAAGUUGCCUACUUCCUGCUACUUGGACUUUGGUUGUCUUGCACCAGAGGGAGCUUCUGUUCCUUCAGACUUGCUGCAGAAUCAUUUUGUAUUAAAUACAGUCUGUGUCUCCUCCAACCCCCAGAACCUCAAGCAUUGAUGGCGACUGCUGGCUCUGUCGCCUCAUCAAACUGGAUGUGAGUCGUGCCUUGUAGAUUGCCAGACAUGGAGAAAAAUAUACUGUUCUUUUUUUAAAAAAACAAAACAAUAUAAUUGCUACUUGAUAAAGGUGGAAUGUUAUUCUAGUUUCGUGUUUAAUUUGAAUUAAAUAUAUUCUGUGGUUUAUAUGAAAA
Molecule: messenger RNA, 3237 nt
Organism: Cricetulus griseus (Chinese hamster)
Lineage: Eukaryota; Metazoa; Chordata; Mammalia; Rodentia; Cricetidae
Source: RefSeq, a predicted model, not a curated record